UUUACAGGCAGAGUGGAUGUGAACUUUUAUUUAUUUAUUUUAUCACGUGUGAUAUUUCGGUUAAAUCUCUGCGAAUGGCGCCCUACCUCGUUUCACGAGUGAAUUACGGGAGGUGACAGAAGCGCCGUCUGCGUUGUGUUGAACUCGUCCGCUCGCGAAGCGCGAGAGCAGCAGUCGCUCGUGUGUGUGUGUGUGUGUGUGUGUGUGUGAGCGUGUUUCUGGGCUGGAGUUAAAGAGAGUAUGUUUAUCACUCAGGAGGGACAGAGGGAGGGGAACGAGACGCUUCCGUUGGUGUCGGCAGGUGCCCUCCCCUCAUCACAUUUCUAGCACUGACAUGGUGCCACUUCUGCACAAUUCCGGCUCUCAGGCGGCUCGUGCACUCGGAGCUAGAGCGGCGCGGAUGCUCGCCACUUGCAGGCAGGUGACUCGCACAAUCAGGCGAAGACCCUCGCUGUAGCCGGCAUACCUCCUAAUAAAGACACCAAACCCCGCCGAGGAGAAUCUGAACUCUGUCACCGACCAGGAUCUCUGCGCAAAGUUUUCCUCGGUGCCCAAUCACAUUAUAUGCGCGCCUCGCCGGUGCCAAGCGCGCGUGUCCGUCCGGCGCUGGCGAUGCAAUGCCGCGCGACCACGGCGCCGACGAAAGCACCUCUGGCCUCUGGAUGAAAGCGUCUCCGGGGCGCCGGGGCGAAAACUACGGCUUGAAGGAUGUGGAGGGCGGACGGGGGGCGAUGAGCGGCACCGAGAGUGCGAGGAGAGCCCGGGGCGCGCGUCUCAGUCUGCUCGGCAAGCCGCUGACAUACGGCGCGCAGAGCGGCCGGCGGAACGCGCGCUACCGGAAGCUGCAGAACUACCUGUAUAACGUCCUGGAGAGACCGCGCGCCUGGGCCUUUGUCUACCACGCGUUUGUCUUCAUCCUGGUGUUUGGCUGUCUGGUCCUGUCUGUGUUUUCCACUAUCCCGGAUCAUAUGGACCUUUCUAAUCAUUGCCUACUCAUACUGGAGUUUGUAAUGAUCGUUGUGUUCGGUCUGGAGUACAUCAUUCGCAUCUGGUCUGCUGGAUGCUGCUGUCGCUACAGAGGAUGGCAAGGAAGACUGCGCUUUGCUAGGAAGCCCUUCUGUGUCAUAGACAUAAUAGUUCUUAUUGCGUCCAUUGCUGUUGUGUCGGCCGGCAGCCAGGGAAACAUUUUUGCCACGUCUGCACUGCGCAGCCUUCGCUUCUUACAGAUCCUGCGGAUGGUGCGCAUGGACCGGAGAGGGGGUACCUGGAAACUUCUGGGAUCUGUAGUCUAUGCCCACAGCAAGGAGCUGGUAACUGCCUGGUACAUUGGGUUUUUGGUACUGAUCUUCUCCUCAUUUCUGGUUUACUUGGUGGAGAAAGAUUUAAACAAACAGUUUACCACCUAUGCUGAUGCACUUUGGUGGGGGACGAUCACUCUCACUACCAUUGGCUACGGAGAUAAGACACCACAGACCUGGCCAGGUCGACUCCUGUCAGCAGGUUUUGCUUUGCUGGGGAUCUCUUUCUUUGCCCUUCCUGCGGGGAUACUAGGCUCAGGCUUUGCUCUAAAGGUGCAGGAGCAGCACAGACAGAAACACUUUGAAAAGAGGAGAAACCCAGCUGCCAGUCUUAUACAGUGUGUUUGGCGUAGUUAUGCGGCUGAUGAGAACUCGGUUUCCAUUGCUACCUGGAAGCCUCAUUUGAAGGCAUUGCAUACCUGCAGCCCUACAAAGAAAGACCAGGGCGAAUCCACCACCAGUCAGAAACUGAGCUUUAAGGAACGGGUGCGCAUGGCCAGUCCUCGUGGUCAGAGCAUUAAGAGCAGGCAGACAUCUCUGAAUGACAGACGUUCUCCUGUGACUGAGGUAGCAACAGAUGGGAGCAGCCCAGCCAAGGUACAAAAGAGCUGGAGUUUCAAUGACCGAACACGUUUCCGACCCUCGCUCAGGCUCAAAAGUCAAUCACGCACCAUGCCUGAAGCUGACAGUUUAGGAGGAGAGGAAUGCUUUGAUGAGAAAGGCUGUCAUUGUGAUGUGACCGUGGAGGAUCUGUCUGCUCCUCUGAAGACAGUUAUCAGAGCUGUCAGAAUAAUGAAGUUCCACGUGGCCAAGAAGAAGUUUAAGGAGACUCUCCGGCCAUAUGAUGUGAAAGAUGUAAUUGAACAGUACUCAGCCGGACACUUGGACAUGCUGUGUCGCAUCAAGAGUCUCCAGACUAGGUUGGACACAAUAGUGGGUCCACCACAGACCCUCAGCAGCAAAGCCAAGACUUUUUCCUCUCCCUCACUGCACUCGUAUUACAGACAUGCCAAGAGGAAGCAUUCAGCCCCAGGACUUGUCUCAGGCUUUUGUCCACAGCAGAGCCUCAACAGCAAAGCCAGGAACCUGUCCUCUCCUACUCUGCACUUGUAUUACAGUCAAUCCAAGAAGAAACCCACCAGCUCAGGGGUGGACCAGAUCUUGGGAAAAGGGCAUAUACCAAUGGACAGGAAGAUAAGGGACCGGAUCCUUCCAGAGGGCGAGUCUCUAGAGCAUGACAUGAGCAUGCUGGGCCGUGUAUGCAAGGUAGAGAGGCAGGUGCAGUCCAUUGAGUCGAAGUUGGACUCCUUGUUGGAUAUCUACCGUCAAGUUCUCCAUAAAGGCUCUUCCUCAGUAUUGGGCCUUUCAGCUCUUCCUCUGUUUGAGCUGGAGCAGACUUCAGACUACAACAGCUCCAUCCAGAGCAAAGAUAUCUCCUCCACUCAGCUAAGCAGAAGUGGGAUUUCUCGCUCAGUCAGCGAUAACUUGCCCUGCAGCCUUCAGCUUGUCCUGGCACCUAGUGAGCUCAACAUGGGCACUGGUUUCACAGCGUCCUCUUCCUCUUUCACCCCAUCUCCCCUGCUUCAAAAUCCACCAUCAAGCCCAGACAGUGUGUACCCAGCUUCCCCCCCUCCCAUACUUACUCCAAACAACCUUUCCAGGGCUCAUUCCAACUUUCCAGAGCUGACCAGGCCUCUUCCUAUGACUACCCCCAACACACAUACACUCCAGCUGCCAACUGUGGCUCCACUGCCUCCAAGCAGGCCUUCCAGCAUGAUCUCAGAGGCACUGCAAGAAAGCAAUCCUAAUGCUUGCCUGCUUAACACCCAGACUAAAGCUGUUUCAGAUACAGAGGUUAAAUGUACAGAGAGCACAGUGCAGCUCAGGAGCAGGCCUGAGCGCAACCCCAAGGAGGAGGGCUCCUGGAGGAGACACUUGAGUCUCGAAAUGAAUCCACUGAGCCUCACAUCUUCAGCAGCAGCCAACCGGCUUCAGGCCGACCGGGCAUUGGGAAAGUCACUCUCUGCACAGAACCUCAUGCUGCCAUCAGGCACAGAGUGCCACCCCAACCUGUCUGCUCGGAGUAGCGGCAGCAGCAACAAUGAGUCUAAUGACCGGGAGACGCUGACGGACUGGGGAGAAACAGAACUUUUUGUCACUGACAAAGAGCUGGCCACCAGCAAGGGGAACUUCAAUAUGCUCUCUCAGCAGAGUACAGAUGCCAGCUUCUCAGCAGACCUUGUGCAAAUGGUAGCCAGUGGACCAACUCAGAGCCAGACAAGGCCCCUGGGCAGCUCAGAGUCUCUAAGCUUGCCUCAUGUCCUUAUAAAAUAAUACUAACAGCAGCCUCAGCGUGGAGACUGGACACACUCUAUUAUCUCUUACUCACAUUUUCCAAAGGAAAGAGGGUGGCAGCUUCACUUAUUUGCCUUUUCUAAGUUUCAGCAUAAGUUGGUUAAAAAAAGUGAUGUUCCUCAUACCUUUAUGUUCUUACAUGCCAUUGCAUGGAUAGUUUUGUCAUAAUGGGAAUUUUAGCGAAGUAGAAGGUAUUUGGCAUUAAACGAUGACAUGAAGGAUUAUGGUACUGAAUGAGCUCUGAUCUCAGUCUUGCAUGUGCACUUGCAUGUUUAAAAUGCAACCACACGAAGGAUUGAGAAUAUUUAUGCAUUUAUUAACAGCCUACUCAGUCUUAAAAUUCAUAGUUGAGUCUCCUUUUUAUACCAUGCUUUAUUCAGUAAUGUAUGUCUGACUUAAAUCAAACAUUUUACAAAUUAAAGGUAUCAAGGAUAAGCACCAUGCAUAUUUGAGGCUAUUUCCAAAAAAUAGUUGUAAUGUUUCAGAUAACCAGGGUUUUUUUACAUGACUGCCUAGAAACCUGCAUCAAUAUCAUCAACACUGACUUCUUAUGAUUUUAUAUAUAUAUAUAUAUAUAUAUAUAUAUAUAUAUAUAUAUAUAUAUAUAUAUAUAUAUAUAUAUAUAUAGGUUUUUAUUGUGUAGCCUCACAUAUAACAUGAUUUUUCUCACAUUUGUAUUCUGUUUUAUUCUGUUGCCCACUGCAGUCUUAAAGUCAACCUAAAAUGCUGCUUACCAUUCUUCUGUUAGCUGGUUGUCAGUACAACAUCAAUAAGAAUGUAACACAUAUAUGAUGUCAAUAUCUGUUUGUAUAUCGUGAGACAAGCCUACUUGUGUUGAAGGAAUUCUGGACCUACGCAAAGCCUCUGGUACACACUGAGGAUGAUCUUGGCACUGUAGCUUACAACAGUUGGAAGCACAAUUGUUCAAAGAAUUACAGGAAACCUGCAAAUGUGAUGAAGGUUUUUUUAUUUUAAUCAUUCAUAUUUGUAAUCCAGAUAUGUGGACAUUAUAUGAUACUGGGUGUUUGAUUUGUGUUCCAUGGAUUCACUAAAAUACACAUAUAUUUGAGUUGCAGAAAAAGUAAAGUAGAUUAAUGUUAUUAAUUAACACAUUUUAGGUAAUUUUUAUUUGUAACUAAAUGCUUCAUGGUGCCUUUUUGCAAAGUUCAUUGAUGUUACCUGUUCUGAUUCUCUUUAUCCUCUUGCUUUGGGAAUUUGUUAAGAGUUUAGGUUGAGAUAAUGGCACAUUUCUAUUUGAUUGUGUACUAAGCCUUUGUUGUUGGUCUUUGUUUGUUUGUUUGUUUGUUUUGCCACUAAUUCAGUAAUUUAUUACACAAAACUGGCCUUAAUAUACAUGCUUGAUAAUGUUACCAUUCUGUUAUGCUGAUUAAUUUAUUUUUAACUAUGUGCACAUAACAGAGCUGAAGCUCUGGGUUUGAAGAAAAAAAAUGCAAAAAUAAACUUUAUCAUACUUCAAUAAAGAAAUGACUUGAACUCA
Messenger RNA from Silurus meridionalis, 5151 nucleotides. It is a transcript of the gene kcnq5a, whose product is annotated as potassium voltage-gated channel, KQT-like subfamily, member 5a. Gene Ontology annotation, biological process: potassium ion transport; transmembrane transport. Lineage: Eukaryota; Metazoa; Chordata; Actinopteri; Siluriformes; Siluridae. Gene Ontology annotation, molecular function: voltage-gated potassium channel activity. Gene Ontology annotation, cellular component: membrane. The transcript is spliced from 16 exons. The coding region runs from base 618 to 3632 and encodes 1004 amino acids. The record is from RefSeq and is a predicted model, not a curated record.